GUAUAUGCCAUUGGUCCCAUGAUUGGAAUUGGCUCCUUCAGAAGAGAGUUGGUUAAGGCUCGCAAUAAUACUUUUUGCCAAAUAGGGGUGUUUACAACUGUAGAGAUUGAGUUUGGACAUUCAGAACUGGAUCCACAACCCCGCUGUGCCAUAACUGUCCAGACCUAUUUGUGGUAAUAUUUUCAUACGUAACUCAGAGGUGUACUACACAUUAAAACCCCUAUGCAGCCAGGGGAAUGCUUCUGACAAAGAACAGAAACCAGGGAUUAUUCUUCUGCUGCCACCAAUGUAAUUGAGGGGCAACUGCAGAAGCAGGCGUUGAACCAGUGACCAUGUGGAUCAAGGCAUGUGCACUACAACCUGUGCCAUAAAAGCAAAAAUCCUAUCUAAGCAUGCUCAGGCCAGGAAGACUACACAUGGGUCAGGAUAAAGAUGAGUCUGACAGGAGUGAAGUUUUUGGACAAAGUGGACCCUUGCCUUUUGGCUGAUCCAUUUGUAGUUUCAAGAGAAUUGCAGGCCUUUGAGACGGCCAGUCAAGUGAACGCUUCAUAAUUUGAGGACAUGGAGCAGAACAACAGUUUGCCUCCUUUCCAGGGUCUUGCCUCCCCUCAGGGGGCAAUGACUCCUGGUAUGCCCAUUUUCAGCCCCAUGAUGCCCUAUGGCAGUGGUCUGACUCCCCAACCUGUCACGAACACAAACAGCUUGUCUCUCCUGGAAGAGCAGCAGCGGCAACAACAACAACAGCAGCAGGCUUCGGCCCAGCAGGCUGGGGUGCCAGGGGGUUUGGGACAGACACCACAGCUUUAUCACUCCCAAACAGUCACCACCACCACACUGCCAGGAAACACUCCCCUCUACACUGCUACACCGCUAACCCCCAUGACACCCAUCACACCUGCCACUCCUGCCUCUGAGAGUUCUGGGAUUGUCCCUCAGUUACAGAACAUCGUAUCCACUGUGAACUUGGGCUGCAAACUUGACUUGAAAACAAUAGCACUGCGAGCUAGAAAUGCUGAGUACAACCCCAAGCGAUUUGCUGCUGUAAUCAUGAGAAUACGAGAGCCAAGAACAACUGCACUUAUCUUCAGUUCUGGAAAAAUGGUUUGCACGGGAGCCAAAAGUGAAGAGCAGUCCCGCUUGGCGGCCAGGAAAUACGCCAGAGUUGUGCAGAAGUUGGGCUUCCCAGCCAAAUUUCUUGAUUUCAAGAUUCAGAACAUGGUGGGCAGCUGUGACGUCAAAUUCCCCAUUCGGUUAGAGGGACUUGUACUAACUCACCAACAGUUCAGCAGUUAUGAACCUGAGUUGUUCCCUGGGCUAAUCUACAGAAUGAUCAAACCCAGAAUUGUCCUGCUGAUAUUCGUUUCAGGCAAAGUUGUAUUAACAGGUGCAAAGGUCAGAGGAGAAAUUUAUGAAGCAUUUGAAAACAUCUACCCCAUCUUGAAAGGAUUCAGGAAGACAACGUAAAUAUUUAUGCCUGCAAUCUUUUUUAUUUUAUUUUUUUAAUAGUCACAGGGGAACUUGCUCUGUUGUGACCCGUUACAUUGGGACUCUGAACCUGUACAUUUUAAUCGGCAAGUCGGGGACCCCUCCUAAUCACCUUAAUGGUGAUUUGAUACUAGGGGAAAUGCUGUAUUUUAGCAGUUUUAUUUGUUUUUAAAUGACUCUCUUGCUUGAUAUUAAAUGAGGCAGUCUGACUGACAAUUUCUUUUUAUUGAAGCAUUUCAUUUUUCUGAUGUAGGUUUUAAGAUGUUAUCCUAUCAUUUCUCAGUGCAUGUUUGUCCACACAACCCUACAAGCAGACAUUCAAGAUUCCUAACCUUAUUCUUUAAAUGGUUUUUACAGUCAAUUUAACUGUUAUGAAUAAUCUCCAGAUUGAAUGUUACUUAGGAUUGUGUUGCAAGGCUUACCAAUUUGUCAUUAUUGCGACUAUUUUUUGUACAUAUUCAAUUUUGAUAACUCUUUGCUGCUGAAGUCAAGAAAAUGGUGUAACGUGGAGUGGAACAUUCAUCAUGCAACCUUGUGCAUCUGAGUUUUAUUAGUAACUAUGUACCUCGGAUGUCUUUUCUCAUUCAGUUUUUGGUCAUUUUAAGUGCUAUUUAAGAACAGUCAUGUUUUAAUGCUAAAAUAGACUAAUCAAUUCACCGUGGAUUUUGUUUCAAUAGUUGAUACGUACUGUAUAUUUGGUCUACCAACUAAGCACACGUAAGCAGUCAGUCAUUGUUCUUGUUUUAAAUGUUAUUUUGCCCCAUUGUGCACAAUUAAAUAUUCACUUAUCCAAUUGUGA
Messenger RNA from Oncorhynchus mykiss (rainbow trout), 2284 nucleotides. Lineage: Eukaryota; Metazoa; Chordata; Actinopteri; Salmoniformes; Salmonidae. The record is from RefSeq and is a predicted model, not a curated record.